CUGCCCGUGAACGUCAGACUGCGUUCCGUUCCACGGCGUGACUUCAUUUCGUGACGCUGAGAAGUUAUGGAGGUGCGGGUCCCAUAGUCUCGUGGGGGUCGGGUGUGAGAUAGCGAGUCGUCGUCCUUGGUGUGGACGUGCUGGACAGAGUCCGGUGUGUUGGUAACAAAUCGUCGAAUAAUUGCUCGCUAACGAUUCCAUACUGACUACGAUAUAAUUGCAACGAAGGCCUUCGUCACGUGUUGGCAAUUCCGCGAGGAGGAUACGUCGGAUUUCGCGAAAGUGACUGGAACAGUGACCACCGAGAUCUUGCUCUGCGAGGUUCUCGUUUCGUCCAUUAUAAUUCAAGCAGUUUCGCGAACUGUGGUAGUAAAACUUGGUGUGUAUCCCCUGGUGUACAGGGGUAUUAAAAGUGGAGGGACACGUUUGUAGGGAAGUUUGUCAAUAGUGAAAACAUCUGGAGCACAGUUUGUAUAAGCUGUUUCAGAAAACGUGUGCAUUAAUUUGAAGAUUCAACAGCUAUCUCGUAUGAGUAGCUAGUUUUGGAAGUUCGCGAGUCUCGUAUUCCAGUGUACAGGCUGCUCCAUUGAAAGUGGCCGGCAGUUGAAGAUCUCGCAAGAAGAAGGCUCGAUCGAUUGCAGAAGGUUCACGUAGAUACCACGAGAAUGAAGCUUGCAGUUUGUCGUCUUUAUCUGUGCUUGCUCGUGCUCGUCGUACUGACAUGUCACUGCCAGGGACAGCACACAACUACGGAGCCUUAUCUCUUGAACAAGAUCAAGGAAACGUUGACGAACGUGAAAGAAAAAUUCGACGAAAUGGCCUUGAGAAAGAGAUUGCACAUCUUCGAUCCACCGUGGACUCAUGAAACUACCACGAGCACUACGACUACCAUGAGUACCACGACUACCAUGGACACGGAGACAACCACCGAAGACUUUGAUUUGCUGAACAGAAACUUCAUUUCGGUGCCCGUGAGAUGUCCCGCCGGUCAUGUAAACGUGAAAGGCACGUGUCGCGUUUUACAAAAUUGAUGAAAGAUUUGCGAGGAAUAAAACGCACGCGAGCAACGCGUGAUCAGAACAGGGCCAAUACGUAAUAUCCAGAUCCCUGCACAGUGUGAAUGCAUAUGCAUCAUCCGGGAGCCCUUCUCAGGGACCGCUAAAACGCGUCCCUGAGCAGCCAUUUCUCUGUGGCCGCAGCGUCGAUCACGUGAACUUUCCGUUUAUAUUUCCUGCCAAUCCUCGUCGAGUUCGGUAUAGUCGCUUCAAUUUUCCUUGCUUUCGCGUAGCCUCUAGUAUGCUUUUUUCUCGUUAUAAUCUGCUAAUUAUACCUUUAUUGCGAUACAACGCUGGCUGCCAUCUUUGUUUCGAAACGCCCUGUACACUGCAAUAAAUAUUAACAAGAAAAUUCUCGCAAUUCUAUUUCUAUUCUGUUACGACGAAAUAUAUCGCAUUGAUAAAA
Molecule: messenger RNA, 1461 nt
Organism: Eufriesea mexicana
Lineage: Eukaryota; Metazoa; Arthropoda; Insecta; Hymenoptera; Apidae
Exons: 2
Coding region: 666-1031 (121 amino acids)
Source: RefSeq, a predicted model, not a curated record